AUGCUAUUGCCAGAAAAUGUGGCCCUGCGUGGCAAAGCAACCCAGUCAACCCGUAUCAAUGAGGUAUUGUCGGCUGCCUACGCUGCAAUUGAUGGAAACCGUGAUUCUGACCUUCGCCAUGGAUCAUGCUCGCACACCGAUCAACAGACCGACCCCUGGUGGAGAGUGGACUUGCUUGAGUCCUACAUUGUCACUUCCCUCACCAUCACCAACAGAGGAGACUGCUGUCAUGAAGAGCUCAACGGGCUGGAGAUCCACAUUGGCAACUCUUUGAAUAACGAUGGCUUAAUAAACCCAAAGGUUGGACAAAUUUCUGAAGUUGGUGCAGGCAAAUCCUACACUGUGAAUUUCGCUGGUCGUGUGGAGGGGCGUUAUGUAACUUUGACUCUUCCUGGUUCAGAAAGGAUCCUCGCACUCUGUGAAGUGGAAGUCUACGGAUAUCACGCUCCAACUGGAGAAAACCUUGCACUUCAAGGAAAAGCCUCACAGUCCUCACUCUUUUCAACUGGUAUUGCCUAUAAUGCCAUAGAUGGAAAUCAAAAGAGCAUAUGGAAUGGGGCAUCAUGCACUCAUACAAAACAUGACUUCAGUCCCUGGUGGCGACUCGAUCUGCGCAAAACCCAUAAAGUUUUUUCUGUUAAGGUACUGAAUGUAAUAGAUUCUGUCCCAGAACGACUAAAUGGAGCCGAGAUCCGCAUCGGAGAUUCUCUUGGAAACAAUGGCAACUAUAAUCCCAGGUGUGCUGUGAUCUCAAGCAUCCCAGGAGGUUCCAUUCAAGAGUUCCACUGUAACGCGGGUGACGGGAUGGGGAUGGAUGGCCGCUAUGUUAACAUAGUCAUCCCUGGAAGACAUGAAUACCUGACUCUGUGUGAGGUGGAAGUGUAUGAAAAUGUGGCCUUACGGGGAAAAGCAACCCAGUCAAAACAAUUCAAUCAUCAGCUGGCAGAUGCCAACAAUGCCAUUGAUGGAAACCGUGAAUCUGACUAUAAUGCUGGAUCUUGUGCCUGCUCUGAAAAACAGACCAACCCCUGGUGGAGAGUGGACCUGUUGGAUUCCUACAUUGUCACCUCUGUGACCAUCACUAACAGAAGAGAUUGCUGUCCAGAAAGGCUCAAUGGGGCAGAAAUUCACAUCGGCAACUCUUUACAAGAUGAUGGUGCUGGAAAUCCGGUGGUUGCAGUAAUUUCUCACAUCCCAGCAGGCAGGUCUUUAACAAUUACUUUUACCAGACUUGUGGAGGGACGUUAUGUAACUGUGGUUCUACCUGGUAUCAAUAAAUACCUUACUCUCUGUGAAGUAGAAGUCUAUGGUUAUCGAGAGAACCUAGCAAUCCAAGGAAAAGCCACACAGUCUUCACUACAUUCAAUAGGCGUUGCUUAUAAUGCCAUAGAUGGCAGUCGUGCCAACAACUGGAACCAAGCUUCAUGUAGUCAUACAAAUGCCGACUUCACCCCCUGGUGGCGACUGGACAUGGGCAAAGCCCAUAAAGUGUUUUCUAUUAAUAUAACCAAUCAAAGAGAUGGUGUUCCCCAACGAAUCAAUGGAGCUGAAAUUCGAAUCGGAAAUUCCCUAGACAACAACGGCAACAAUAAUCCCAGGUGUACUGUGAUCUCAAGCAUCCCUGCAGGUUUCACCGAAAACUUUCAGUGUGACGGGAUGGAAGGUCGCUAUGUCAACAUUGUCAUCCCUGGAAGAAUUGAGCAUCUGAUUCUAUGUGAGGUGGAGGUGUACGGUUCCAAAUUGGAUUAGCUAUCAGGAUGCUGAAACUGCUUAGCUUAGGGUGAUGCAUUUGUACA
Messenger RNA from Pundamilia nyererei, 1796 nucleotides. RefSeq lists its product as uncharacterized. The coding region runs from base 1 to 1749 and encodes 582 amino acids. The record is from RefSeq and is a predicted model, not a curated record. The transcript has 8 exons. Lineage: Eukaryota; Metazoa; Chordata; Actinopteri; Cichliformes; Cichlidae.